CCCCCCCCCCCCGCCCGACUCUUAUUGCACCGAACGGCAAUGGCCAAUCAGGAUAUUUUCUGCCAUCAAGCGUCUGCACACGCACGUGCUGAAAAAUGACCGAUGCGUCUUUGUCAGUCUAUUCAUUGCCACUUGGAUCUGUCAGGAUGCUGGCCAGGAAGGGCGCGGUGCCGGACGGCUUCCUGCUGACCCGCCUGGCCGAGGAACGCAACCGGCCCACCCGGAACCGCUCCCGGUGCCAGCGGGCGCGCUUCAUCACCAAGUCGGGCUCGUGCAACGUGGCCCACAAGAACAUCCGAGAGCAGGGUCGAUUCCUGCAGGACGUCUUCACCACCAUGGUGGACCUGAAGUGGCAGCACUCCCUCCUGAUCUUCACCUCGGCCUUCCUGUGCUCCUGGAUGCUCUUCGCCAUGGUCUGGUGGCUGCUGGCCUUCGCCCACGGAGAUCUGGAACCCCGACGCCGGGCGGACGUUCCUUGCGUUACCGCCAUCAACUCCUUCACCUCCGCCUUCCUCUUCUCCAUCGAAGUCCAGGUGACCAUCGGUUUUGGCGGGCGCAUGGUGACGGAGGAGUGCCCGGCCGCCAUCGUGGUUUUGAUCGUGCAGAACAUCCUGGGCCUGAUCAUCAACGCGGUGAUGCUGGGUUGCGUCUUCAUGAAGACGGCGCAGGCCAACCGGCGGGCCGAGACGCUCAUCUUCUCGCGUAACGCCGUGGUGGCCCCCCGCAACGGCCGGCCCACCUUCAUGUUCAGGGUGGGCGACUUGAGGAAGAGCAUGAUCAUCUCGGCCACCGUGCAGCUGCAGGUGAUCCGACGCACCGUGACCUCGGAGGGCGAAGUGAUCCCGGUGAGCCAGCUGGACAUUCAAGUGGAAAACCCUCUGAGGAGCAACGGCAUCUUCCUGGUGUCGCCGCUCAUCGUCAGCCACACUCUGGAGAGAGGGAGUCCGCUCUACGACCUGUCCGCUCACACGCUGUCCGCCGCCGACAUCGAGGUCAUCGUCAUCCUGGAAGGCGUGGUGGAGACGACGGGCAUCAGCAUGCAGGCGCGGACGUCGUACACGCCCGACGAGAUCUUGUGGGGCCGCCGCUUCGUGUCCAUCGUGAGCGAGGAGGAGGGCCGCUACUGCGUCGACUACUCCAAGUUCGGCAACACGCUUCCCGUGCGUAUGUCUUCGCUCAGCGCCAAGGAAUUGGACCAGAUGCGCGGCGUCCAGGAGGGCGCCUCCGCCGAUGCGCCGCCGCAAGGAUGGGGGCUGGUCCGGGCGGGGAGGGGAGGCUUCCGGAGGGGGGGGCGGGCCUCCGAGGGCGCCGCCUCCCGAUCUUGGUACGACCCGGACAAGGAGCAGGCGGAGCCCGGCGUGCCCGGGAAGGCCGUUCGCCUCGACCAGACGCACGACUGAGCGCUCGGCUCGCGCGUUGGACAAACACGGGCACAUACGCACAAGUCGUUAGACUCCAGACAAGGUCACGUGACCUCACAGCCAGGGGACGAGCGCGCUCAGCAGCCAGCCAAUCAGCAGCAGCGGGCCGGACGUGGCCACGCCCGCCGCCCCGCUGGAGUUGCACAAGUUGUUGUUGCAGCAGCGGUAGGAAAACGACGACA
Messenger RNA from Syngnathoides biaculeatus (alligator pipefish), 1603 nucleotides. RefSeq names its product potassium inwardly rectifying channel subfamily J member 11, like (gene kcnj11l). The transcript has 6 exons. NCBI's taxonomy places the organism in Eukaryota, Metazoa, Chordata, Actinopteri, Syngnathiformes, Syngnathidae. Gene Ontology annotation, cellular component: plasma membrane. Gene Ontology annotation, molecular function: inward rectifier potassium channel activity. Bases 96 to 1400 code for a protein of 434 amino acids. The record is from RefSeq and is a predicted model, not a curated record. Gene Ontology annotation, biological process: potassium ion import across plasma membrane; regulation of monoatomic ion transmembrane transport.